Molecule: messenger RNA, 2437 nt
Organism: Magallana angulata
Lineage: Eukaryota; Metazoa; Mollusca; Bivalvia; Ostreida; Ostreidae
Exons: 14
Coding region: 814-2346 (510 amino acids)
Molecular function (GO): protein binding
Source: RefSeq, a predicted model, not a curated record
AUUUGACGAAGUAGAUUGAAUUUUGAAGUGAAUUUUUAAAAUCUGAAAUUGAAAAACCUGUUUUUUGAUUUUUCACCAGUGACAUUAUUGCGAGCCAUAAAUUCACCCGAGGCUUUGAUCGUUAUUGGUCGUUUGAUUUUCGUUGGAAACAAUUUUACUAGAUACAAGCCUUUGCCGUGGCAAACCACAUGCACGUUAAAGGCCUUUAAUCGCCUUGUAUAAACUUUCGCGAGCGCAUUAGUUAAAACCAAUUUUAUAUGUUUAAAUUCCUCUGUUCUAACGCGGGACCCAAACUGUGAUUGAAAAUUAUUCAAUGGAUCGCCGAGUGGUGUAACAGUUUCGAAUAUUUUCAUUGUCCUGUUGUUAAAACUCUCGAUCCUUUUUCUUUUCAAUUUGCGGGUGAAAUCUGGCGAAAAAAUGUGAAUUUCGUUGGACUGUCCCUCAAUAAUCGCGACCAAGGAGCUUCGCCCGUGAUUAAACGAUUAAAUACAGGGAUUAUCACAAAGUCAGGAGUGGGGAUUUUAAACACAGAUGACAACAGUAUUCAUGUUUAUACCAAGAUAGUGAACGAGAUUUGGUGGAAUUAUGACCAAAAAUUAAUUAUUUGAGGGGGAAUAAAUUCGCUGGCGCAUUACAGAGGAACGGCAGUUGUUUGUUUCAAAACGGUCAACAAUUUUUUGGAUGGAAUUUAACAACAUUCACAAGUUGGCCCUACAGAAACCCUGUCGGACGUUGAAACAUCGGUGUAGAUCGAUUUUUAGGGGAUAAUUUUUUUUAAUUUAAUAAGUGGAAUUGAACCCGCAUCAGUGAACGAUGGGUAUGGAUAAAUUAAAGUGGAACUUCCACAGUCUAGACCAGCUUCACUAUGCCGUAAACUCUACACUCCGAUAUGCCAUGCAGAACGAGAGGUGUAAGCGAUGGAGCAAGGUGAUAGAGACGUACAACCUGCUGCUGUGGAUGAUUGACCUCAAGAACCUUCCCGACGACUACGAACCCCCGUCCAUGUAUAACAUGCUGCUCUAUGAGACGUAUUACCACGUGGGAGUCGCAUACCAGCACGUGGGUGACCAUAGGAAAGCUUCCGAGGCGUAUACGAACGCCAUCAACACUGUGUCUAUACCCAAGAAUGGUUGUUUGGCUGGCUGCGUCAUCAACUCCUGUCUGAUGACGCCACUGUACGCCAGGAGGGCUUUUACUUAUAUACGACUAGGUGAAAUAAAAAGUGCCUUAAAAGAUGCCGAAAAAGCAGUCGUUCUAGACAGCAAAAAUCCGGACGUUUAUUGUAUUCGCGCACUCACAAAGAGUUCUUCUGAUAAUGAAGGGGCGGCAAUUAAGGAUGUCGAGCUUGCACUGAAACUGAAGCAAGGGCACAUGUGUUCAUUGAUGUUACGUUCGGCGCUAACCAAGCCCCUGGUCAAUCAAUUUUCGAGUUUGUUUGCGGUUGGCCUGAAGGCAGAUUCGAAUGCUGAGACAGAGAGCUGCGCAACGGUUACUAACUUCCGUCAUCCACGCAUAAUGGAAUUCUAUGAUAAAUAUUUGUUCACCCUAUGUGUACCCCACACGAUAGUUCAGAUAAAUCUGACACCAGACAAACCCAACAAAAAACAACAAACAGAGGCACAAAAGGAAGGAACACACGGCAAUCUGAAACAGAGGCCUGCUUCUGCCCCGGACAGUAUCUCGGUGGAACCGUUCAAGUGUGGAACCUCCUGUAAAGAAUUUGAUAAGAUGGUUACAAGAAGGCGAAAGGAUUAUGGAGAGGCAAUCCGGAAACAUAUAAGUCGACCAAAGACCGCAACGUCAUUUUUCGAACAAUUACAACGUGAAAGGAGAAAGCAAGCAGACGUGCAGGAAAUGGAAAGGCGACGGGCUGUUUCUGCAGGCGUGAAACGUCUUAAUGAAAUGGCACUAGUUUCCGGAACUGCGCACGCAGAUUCACACGCAAAAUUAAACAAUCGAAUACAAUCGGCACCAGUAAUACGUCAUAUGAAAACAACAUCCACAACGAUACAAAUUUUAGACAACUCUAAACCUCCAAGGCCGGUCAAACCUCAAAGGGAAAGUGAAAAUAAAGAGAACAUUGGGAGUUCCUCAAAUGUCAGUAGUGCAAAAGAUUCCGAGUUACGCAGAAACAAGUCGGUGUCAAUGAAAGAAAAAGACGAGAGGUCUCCAAGAAUUCCCUCAUCAACUAGAUUUACCUUUCCAACACCUGUUAAUUACUCUACACCGGUCUUUCAACCACUGAACAUCAAAGAUGCACCUCGAAUGUACUACAAACCAUGGAAGGGCGACAAACUCCCGGUCGCCGAGGUCAAUCGACAUGUACUCGCGCCAUGUUGGAAGUAAAGCGUGCCACGUUAUAGUGUCAUGUGUAUUACGUAUUUUGUUAAUUUAUUUCUAAUUAUAUGAAGUUGCAAAUAAAUACACCUAGCUCAGA